UAUGAAAACCCAUGGACGAUCCCAAAUAUACUGUCAAUGGCAAGAAUGGGUUUGGCGCCAGUUUUAGGCUAUUUGAUUGUUGAAGAAAAUUUCAAUGUUGCACUAGGUGUCUUUGUUUUGGCUGGCGUAACGGAUUUGUUGGACGGGUUUAUUGCACGCAAUUGGGCUAAUCAGAAAUCAGCUUUGGGAAGUGCUCUUGAUCCGCUGGCUGAUAAAAUUCUCAUCAGCGUGCUCUACGUGAGCCUAACGUGUGCAAAUCUUAUCCCAGUUUCACUCACUUCCAUGAUCAUUCUGAGAGAUGUAGCGCUCAUUGCUGCUGUUUUUUAUGUGCGAUACAAAACUCUUUCUCCACCGAGAACGCUCAGUAGGUAUUUUAAUCCCUGUUACGCUACAGCCCAACUAAAACCAACGUUCAUUAGCAAGAUGAAUACAGCGGUUCAGCUGAUUUUGGUGGCGGCUUCUUUAGCAGCUCCUGUUUUCAAUUAUGUGGACAGCGUGUACCUGCAGACGUUAUGGUGCGUCACAGCUUUCACAACGUUAACAUCUGCAUAUAGCUAUUACCACUAUGGUCGAAAAACAGUUCAGGUGAUAAAUAACAAAUGAAGUAUUCUUGAAAGGACCUGGCAGCAUGGUUUGCUGUACUGAAGAAGAUGGUUGUAAUGCAACUGGGCUUGUGAUAAAGAACUAUGUUUUUCUGCUCGAACCAUGGCAUCACAGUGAAAUGAAGUUUGAACGUGUACUGUGUGUAUAUAUAGAGACUUUUCAAUGUAUUUUUAAUUUGUUUAAAAAUAAGGUUCUUUAUAAAAACAAAUAAAUAAUGUUCUUAAACACAUGGGUUACUAAUUGCUGCCAUACACGUUUUUAAUAAUUUUGUAUUGUUUUUGAAGUAAGAAAUACGGACUUUUCACCAGCUUUUUUAGCAUCUUCGUACAAUACACUGACUAGAUCUGAGAAGAAAAAGCUGUUGUAAGAAUUUGUCUUUGUACCUCAACCUAAGUCAAUAAAGUAGCGUUGCUUAUUAAGAUUUA
Numida meleagris (helmeted guineafowl) is the source of this 1028-nucleotide messenger RNA. RefSeq names its product cardiolipin synthase 1 (gene CRLS1). Gene Ontology annotation, biological process: cardiolipin biosynthetic process. Gene Ontology annotation, cellular component: mitochondrion; membrane. NCBI's taxonomy places the organism in Eukaryota, Metazoa, Chordata, Aves, Galliformes, Numididae. The record is from RefSeq and is a predicted model, not a curated record. Gene Ontology annotation, molecular function: cardiolipin synthase activity; CDP-diacylglycerol-glycerol-3-phosphate 3-phosphatidyltransferase activity.